UUUUUUUUUUCCUGGACAACUUAAGUUUAGAAUAAAGAUGGCCUAUAUCACUCACUGUAUAUUUGACAUGGAUGGGUUGCUACUAGAUACAGAACGUGUUUAUACGGAAGUUACUCAACAGAUCUUGGACAAAUAUGCUAAUGGUGUAAAAUUUACUUGGGAUGUGAAAAGCCAGUUAAUGGGUCGUUCGGGUGACGAGUCAGCUAGAAUGGUAGUGGAUACCUAUAAACUACCUAUGACCAUUCAAGAAUACCUCGAUAUGACCGCCAUUAUUCAAGAGGCUUUAUUUCCUAAAGCAAAACUCAUGCCGGGUGUAGAAAAGCUAAUCAAGCACUUAAAACAGCAUGAUAUACCUAUUGCCGUCGCUACUUCCUCUACACGAGCAAAAUUUGAAUUGAAGACUUCGCUAAACAAAGAGAUCUUUGACCUGUUUGACGUAAUUAUAUGUGGUGAUGACCCCGAGAUCAAAAAUGCCAAACCCUCUCCCGAUCUCUUUUUGGCAGCUCAGAAACACUUAGGAAACCCACCUGCCGAGAAUUGUUUAGUAUUUGAAGAUGCUGUGAAUGGUAUUCAGGCUGGUUUAAAUGCGAAAAUGAAUGUUGUAUGGAUUCCUGAUGAGAAUAUUAAAGCAUUGACUGGUGAAGAUACGCAUGGUGCACAUUGUGUCUUAAAUUCUAUGGAAGAUUUCAGCCCAGAGGCAUUUUCCUUGCCACCAUUUAAUGAAUAAAGCCCAUGAGUGUAUAUAAAUUGAUUUAAUGCGUAGAAGUCGAACUGGAAAUGAUUAGUGCUUGUUUUGCUGUGUAAUUAAAUGUAUGGAAGCAAGAUACAGUCUUAAAUCACGUCUGAACAUCUCGAGAUCGUUUAAUUUAUAGAUUCUGCGGCUGUAAAAGGUUGUUGGACCUCUAGAUUGCUUAAGCUCGUAGAAAAAGUAUAACUCUCGCAGCUAGUUUACCAUUUUUCAGUUAUCUUUACUUACAAUGUAAACAAGCUUGUCUUGAAAUGAAGCAUCGUAUUUCAAUUAUAUAAAGAAAGUUCUUUCUUUUACCCCCAUUAGUUCAGAUUUUAUAAAGGAAGGCUUUGUAUUUUACCAUCUAUUAAGAAAGAAUGAACAUGCUAUUUUAAUAGUACAAUCCGAAGCGAAUCGAUACCGUGUACAAUAUAAGCG
Mycotypha africana is the source of this 1165-nucleotide messenger RNA. Its product is annotated as HAD-like domain-containing protein. NCBI's taxonomy places the organism in Eukaryota, Fungi, Mucoromycota, Mucoromycetes, Mucorales, Mycotyphaceae. Gene Ontology annotation, molecular function: phosphatase activity. Bases 38 to 727 code for a protein of 229 amino acids. The transcript has 4 exons. The record is from RefSeq and is a predicted model, not a curated record.